This is a messenger RNA of Podarcis lilfordi (Lilford's wall lizard), 345 nucleotides long. The record is from the annotation of a GenBank genome assembly. NCBI's taxonomy places the organism in Eukaryota, Metazoa, Chordata, Lepidosauria, Squamata, Lacertidae.
AUGAGUGAAAUGAAAAGCAGAAUCAAAGAUGAUGCAGAGACUUUGGAGAAGAAUACGGAUAAAGGACUGACAGAGGUUGAAAUGGUAGAGUUGGAGGGAACAAAUGGUGAAAUGGAAAAGUCCUUCACAGAGGUGUUUGGAGGAUUGAAACAGCCAAAUGGAAGAGUUGUGAUUUUGGAGGAGUGGAAUGAAGUCAUGGAUGGAAAGAUGGAGAAACAUCUGGAUCUGGCACUGAUAGAGCUGAGAGAGAAAAGGCUUUGUGUACAACUUGGAGUGAACUCAGAGGAAAGAGCUAUCAAAUUUCUGGCACUCCUCUUGGAAAAAGAAUGGAAGAAAUGCAAAUGA